This is a messenger RNA of Cylicostephanus goldi, 1099 nucleotides long. The record is from the annotation of a GenBank genome assembly. Lineage: Eukaryota; Metazoa; Nematoda; Chromadorea; Rhabditida; Strongylidae.
AAAAGUAUCAUUUGACACCAUUCCUCAACGAUUCACCUCAAAAACGAGUUGACUUUGAUAUGGACAUCACACGCGAGGUGAACGGCAUCGGCCACCGGGCCGGCCUCACCAACCUUAGCCCCACGUGUUUCGUUGCCCCAAAAGCUACCGGCAUAGUCUCGCUCAUUCUUCAAUUCGCUAUAUUGGUGGUUAGCGUCCUAGUCGCCUUAUUCUUCUUCUACCAUGUCGGAGGCUAUGAGUACAUGGGUUGGAAUGAGAACUCCACUAUUCUCGAGCCGAUCUCUCAUGCAAGACCUCUCGACAGCUCCGCACUAGAAGCGCCAGUUACUGUGAGUCUCAUUAAAAGAAGUGAAUUAAAGUCAGUAGCGUAUCGGCUUGACUUCUCCUGUAAUAUAUCAAAAGGGCACGGUUUCACCAGAGCACCUCUUGACACAAAAAUAUUUGAGUCUGGGCCACUCAACGUUUCUCCAGCAGAGGAAGAUAAAGCUGCUCUUAUGGAAAAUGUUGAUACCAAACAAGUCGCUUCCAAUACGAGCAGUCUUCUCAGCAUUGAGCAAGUGCCAAACACAACUAUCUAUUUGGAUUUCCUGGAUGCUAGACUGGAUAUGUUGGAACUUAUACGGAUUUCGACUCUUGUCUACGUGGGAACGUGUAUUUUAUGGCUGAUUUCUAUAGCUCUACUACUACUUUCAAUCAAAUUCGAAAUCCUGGAUAUGGUGAUAGUCAAUGCGAUUUUCUUGACCAUCGCUACCAUGUAUGCCUUCGUUCAUGCAUUAUUUAUUGCUGUUUUACUUUAUUACCAGCGAGAUCUAUCAUGGAGAACUAUGGCUAUAAUUAUUGGUUCAGUAAUUAUCCUAAUAUGCACAACAAUUCUAGGCGGCGUUGCCCUAGCUCUUGUAGUAGGCUGGUACAGAUACAUAGUCUAUAUGAACGAUUCCGAAAAAUGCUUCUGCUUGCAUGGAAUCGUGCAACUCAUCAAGAGGAGAAAACGAACACCCCAGCAAGCCGCUCAAGAGUACGCCAUGCCGCACGUUACUAGGCAUAACGACCUUCCUUACGCAGAUGAAACUGCAGUGAACAAUUUCACUGCCUUUUGAUU